CUCGAAGACUUACAGACUUUGUGUUUGUUAUUGCUGCUGCGAUCUUCAAAGAUGAUGUUGGCAGAGCAAGCCCAGAAGUGGUUCCCAACUCACGUGCAAGUUACGGUCCUUCAAGCCAAAGGUCUGAAGCCAAAAGGUAAAAAUGGCAGCAACGAUGCCUACACCAUCAUACAGCUGGGCAAGGAGAAGUACUCCACCUCGGUGGCUGAGAAGACCCUGGAUCCCAUCUGGAAAGAAGAGGCCUCCUUCGAGCUCCCUGGAUUGCUCAUGCAGGAGAAUCCGGAAAAAUACAUCCUGUACCUGAUUGUCAUGCACAGGUCACUGGUGGGGCUGGACAAGUUUUUGGGACAGGUGGCGAUAAGUCUGAAUGAUAUAUUUGAAGACAAGCAAAGACGGAAAACAGAGUGGUUUCACCUGGAGUCCAGACAAGGGAAGAGAACUAAAGACAGAGGAGAAAUAAAGGUCAAUAUUCAGUUUAUGAGGAAUAACAUGACAGCAAGUAUGUUUGAUUUGUCAAUGAAGGACAAAACCAAAUCCCCGUUUGCUAAACUAAAAGACAAAAUGAAGGGUCGAAAAAAUGAUGGGACAUUUUCAGAUACAUCCUCUGCAAUCAUCCCAAGUACUCACAUACCUGAUGCAAACGUAGAGGUAUGUAGUGGUGAAGUACAAAUGAAAUCAAAACCAAAAAAACCUUUCCUUUUGGGACCUCAGCGGCUAUCCUCAGCUCAUUCGAUGUCAGAUUUAACGGGAUCACAUGUCUCCUCAGAAAAAAUGAAAUCCAGCACAGUUGGCUACUCUCAUCUUUUCAGGCGUCAGCUAGACUCUUUUGGUUCGGUUGAUGAAGGUGGGAGUCUAAAAUCUCCACAUAGAAGGACAUUAAGUGUUGAUACUUCUAAAAUGAACCAGCUUGACAGCACAGUUGAUGAAACCGCACUUGAAGCACAAAAUGACCCAUUUACCAAUGUGAGUGCUUCGUUACCCCAAAAAUUUGCUACACUGCCAAGACAGAAGAAUCCGUUUGAAGAAAGCCCAGCAACAUGGGAUCAAAACAUAAGUCUGUUUUCCAAACCUGUCGAAAUCAGAAAAGAAAUUAAAAAAGAGAAAAAAGAGAAAGUUAGUCUUUUUGAAAGAGUGACUGGAAAAAAAGAUAGCAAGAGGUCAGAUAAACUUAGCAAUGGGGGAUCAGACAGUUCUACUGACUUGAAAUCACCUAGUGCGUUUGGUGAAACUCAUCAGGAGAGUUUUGAUUAUGAUUCGACUAAUCCGUUUAUGACAAACUUCAAGCCUACAAGCAUGUUGCCAUCUUCAAGUUUUAACAUGAAUCCUUCUGGCAUUGAGGACCUCAGGAAAACAAUGGAUGGAAAUCCUUUCGACGCCACUGCAGGAUACCGUAACCUUACUUACGAAGAGGUUUUGCAGGAGCUGGUGAAACAUAAAGAGCAACUUAAGAAGAAGGACACCCAUAUUCGUGAACUUGAGGAUUACAUUGAUAAUCUUCUUGUACGAGUAAUGGAAGAAACACCUAGUAUUCUCAGAGUGCCAUAUGAACCUUCUCGAAAAGCUGGCAAAUUUUCCAAAAGCUAAGAUAGCGAUACUUGAUGGUACUUUCUGCUGAAUACGUUAGUGGAAGGAAAUCACACUUUAACAUUUUGACUUCUCUUCAUUCCUUUUCUCCUAAGAAAUUUCAGGAAUCAGGGGAGGACGGGACUAUGGCGUGGGGGUUUUUUUUUGUUUGUUUUUUACUCCAAACACUAGCAGGGACUGCCAAAAGUAAUAUUCUGUUAGAUUACCUAAAUAACUUUUUUUUUCUUUUUGAAAACACCUUUAGGUACAGAAUACUUACAGUAGAGUUAAUAAUACACAUUAAAUAUGUCCAUGCAGUUUAUAUAAUAGCUUAGUGUUCACCAUGUGGCAGUUUCAGCUGGGAAGCCUGUGCUGUUAUGAAUGUUUUCUUGAAUGAUUAUUGGUAUUAUGCAAAUAUAUCGAUUCUGAUAUUACAGCAUGCCAUCGAGACCACUGUUUUCAAGCCAAUGUAGUACGCUUUACUAAACCUAAGUGUGGUUUGUUGCAAUGGAAUGUAGUUUGUUCUACACACAUUAGAGGAAAACAGUGAUGUACAAUCUUUGCAGAGUAAAUGCUGUAUUCUAUACAAUGUGCUUUUUGUAUAACAAUGUAAAAAAUACUGUGCCAUUCCAGAAAUGGCACAUGCUGGAAUCAGUUAUUUUACACUUAAAUGCUGAAUUUUGUGUAUGAUGGUUGAACUUUGGUAGUGAGCUCAUGACAUAAGGUUGUUUUGAGGAUCUUUUUGUAUGAAGUUAUUGCAUGCCCUUUUAUAUGUUAAAGUACUUUGAACAGUGUUAAUAGAGUCGGAGGUAGGACUGGAGAAAAGUAUGGAAUAAAGAUAUGAAUACUUUGUUCAGUCAAAGUCUACUACAGUGAAAAUGUAGGAGAAAUGAACAGACUGACUUAAGUAGACAUGAUAAUUCAAAAAAUAUAGAACUGACUCAAUUUAAGGUUGAGUUUUACAUGAUAUGUAUCUAUCUAAGGUUUUUUAUGUCUUAUGACAACGAAGUAUAUGCCUUUAGAAAUAGGCUAUGUUGCUUAAACACAUAUAGAGUACUUAGAAAGGCUUUUCAUUAAAAAAAAAAAAUCUGUAUUCCUUGUAAGUAUUUCUAAAAGUCAGUUUUCAUUGAGGCAAAUGAAAGAAGAAUGUAGUAAAUGUCUUCCUGAUUAUUUAAUAAUUGUUUGUAAAAUGACAUAUGAAAAAGGUAUCUGUUAUUCAAUAAAUUGGCAAAAUAUAGUGAUGAACGUAUAAUGGGAAAUACUGUAGGAGAAGAAUCCUCACAAUAUUGACAUAAAUAGAUUUUGAUUUUAAUUUUAAUUUCCUUCAUAAGAGUCUCAGUUGGAUUGUCUGUUGCUGUGAAACAGUAAGAUGAUAUUAAAAAAAAGUACAGAGAAUAUUUUAGAUUUGGAUUUAAGAAAACUGACUGUCUUUUCUGCCUCCUCUUCUUUUUCUACACCUGAUCUGUUUUUUUUUCUUAGACCACCAUGUAAUGGCUGUUGCUGAGGAGGAAAAAAAGCUUGAAAUUAAAUUCCAAUUUUUUUGUUGUUGUAAAAGAUCUAAAUAAGAUUUCAUUUUUAAAACUGCAAAAAUUAGUAAUAUCUUGAAUAAUUAUGAUCUGGAAAAGUUGAAAAAGUUCUAUCUGCUUUUGACAAUGUUAGUAUUGUAUGACAGCAUAGAGUUAUUCUUGUUAGAAAAAAAUACUUCUUUCUACAAUUGUUCUCAGAUUUCAUGUACUUAUUUUUGGCUUUUUCUUCUUUUCUUCUUUCUUUCUUCUUUUUAUUUUCUUCUUCUUUUUCUUAGCAACUACCUCCCAUUCCCCUAGCGCUAUGUCCCUAAAAUGUAUGCAGUUUGAGUGUUCCCAACCCACCGUUGGGAUCCCUUAGUGUAGAUCGUUGUGCCUGGAUGGUGCCUGAGUGAUUUCAAGCCCUACCUACUUGUAGUGCUCUGCAUUUAGACGUUUGUAGCACAGAAAUGGGCCCACUUCAUCAGGUAGUCUCUCUUUUGACAGCCUAAGGAUUUAUCAAGUUUGGUACCUCAUAAACCACAUGAAUGUUCUUUUGACCCACUUAAGAUCUAAAUGACUGUAAAUUUGUUGUAAUAUAUUCGAAGUGCCAAAGGUUAUGUACUAAGUUAUGGUAUGUUUACUGUUGGAAGUUAGGGUUUGCACUCAAUUAGAUUUUAAUUUCCUAAUUACACCAAGAUGUAUUUCAGUUACGCAGUAUUUCCAUAAAAGUUCUUAAACAUUUUCAAAUGUUUGGCCGAAGCAAGUGGUUUUCUCAUAUUGUUAAUGGAGAAGUGGUGUGCAAUUGUUUUGAAUUCCACAGUCAUUUUCAAACUAACUGGUAUGAGACCAUCUGUAGUACCUACAAUGAUUAAAUCAUACACACCGAUGGGGUUUAACAAGUAAACUAACCAGAGAAUAUGCUCCAAUGACUUUUCACUUGCAAGCCAACUUAUAAUUAUUAAAAUGAAACUCUACUAUAUUUAGCACCUCUGAAAUCACUCCUUUUAGAAUGUAAAUGUAGAAUAUCAAACUGCAUAAUUGACUAAAAGCAGAUCAUUUGACAUAUUUGCAUACUAAGAACGAUAAGCAGAUUAAAGGUAGCGAAAAGAUCAAUUUUUGUGCAUUAGUGAAGAAAUUUAGUGAAGCUUUGAAUGUGCUGUCUAGUCUUUAUCUGAUCUGUACGUGAAUAAAAGCACCUUUUGUUUCUAACAGUUUGUCAAGAAAGAGGGGAGAACGACAUGCAAUUUAGGAAAAAGGUAAAGUUACUAAGAGAGGUAGAAUGGGACAUUUACAACUAUGAAAAUAUUUUUAUAGAGUUCUUUUAGCUAAAGAUAUAGGCUGCUUUUGGAGCAAUUCUGGAAAGAUUACAUGCACGUCACUUUCUGCUUAGAAAGAAAAUUUUAACAUUUUUCUAUACUUUGAGAUUAUUUUUGAAAAGCAUCUUCAGCCCACAUGUAUGAUUCAAAAAAUACAGCUUUCAAAUGAAAAUAUUUCAUACAGAGUAAUUUAUAUGUUGAAAACAAAGAAAGUUCUGUUUCUCCCAUAGGAUAAAAUUGUAAACUUUCUUGCAGAUUAUUUUAAAACCAUGAUAACUUGCCACUUACAGUCAGGUUUUUUUGCCCUUUAAAAUGUAGGGAUGAAAAUUUAGCCAUCUCCACAUUAUUUUGAUUUUUUCCUUCAAAAAUUAGCAUAAGAGUUCAUCCAUGAACACACUAUACUUUGAAAUUAUUCUUUGAAAUAGCUCUGCUCAUAGCCCUGUACUUUACUUACUUUAAAGAACAAAUAUCAAGGCCAUACUUUAAUGUUGUAAGUAACAAUUUUAAACUUUCUGCCAUUCAAGAAGGAUGUUUAAUAUUUAUAUAUGCUGUAUUUUACAUUUAGCUUGGUUUUCCACCUACUAAUGAAUGUAGCAUUCUCCCUAGAUUAUACAUAACUACAUUUAUUGCUGUUGGCUCUGUAUCAAGAACUAUUUGUAAUUUUCCAGCUGUGAAAAUGUUGCCUUGCAUUUAGAAAGGUUUCAUGAUUUGGGGACCUAAUGAAACUCAUGCUCAUUAGGUACUAGGCUGCAUUUCUUUCUGUACAGGAUGCCCUUUUUUAGAUGCAUCUUAAAACAAACAGAACUGCUGUCUUAAUAUGUUUACUGCUGCACUGGAGGUUUAGUUACACUUCCAGCUUUAAAGAAAAAUUAUUGUCCUACAUCAAGUAUGUAAAGUAAGCUCAUGCUUUUUUGCUCUUUAUGUAUCCGUUACUCUUGUAGAUAUGAUAGAGGCGUUAGCUGUGGGCUUUUAAAAUGGUGAUAUUUAAAGCAUGUUGACUAACUUCCUCUCUUUGAAGUACAUGGUGAAGGAUUAUAGCGCUGCUGUGUUGAUGAUGCUAGAUUUAAGGGUCUGUCAGCACUUUUGGUAUGAAACCCUAUUUUCAGGGAUUUAUAACUUCUAAAUGUAGAUACGGUCACUGGAAGUAUUUAAUAUGCAAUAGGUAGCACUUUAAUCUGUUUAUGAAGGGUUUUGAGAUUUGUUUCUGUUCAAAAAGUCACGGUCUCCUAAAGCAUAGUGAGCAUUUGCGUUAUCUUUCAUAAUUUGUACAUUGAAGAAGCCACUGUAUGUUACAAAUGGUAGAGCCAUUCCUAUUCAUCUUAGAAGCUUCCAGAUGUCUUGUAUUACAAUGUACUAUAAAAAGCUGAAGAUCCAGGUUAUAUAGGAAGUCUGUAAAAGAUAUGAACAUUACUUAUAACAUAAGGGUUGAUUUUGUCUCGUGCAAUCAAUGGUAGUUUGUCUACAUUUAAUAAUGGUACAGAAUCACAACUAUAUGCACAUGUGAGAACUAUAAACUUAGAAUGCAUGAAAAACUUUAUUUUUGUUUCAUUAUUGCAACUUCAGCUCCUUUAAUUUGAUAAAAAUGUUAUCUUAAUAUUUUAAUUUCUGUUCAUUAAAUAAAUAUUGCAUGUCUAACACUAAUAAAGCACCACAAUGCACUACCGCAGUA
Messenger RNA from Gymnogyps californianus (California condor), 6053 nucleotides. RefSeq names its product RAB11 family interacting protein 2 (gene RAB11FIP2). NCBI's taxonomy places the organism in Eukaryota, Metazoa, Chordata, Aves, Accipitriformes, Cathartidae. Gene Ontology annotation, biological process: regulated exocytosis. The transcript is spliced from 5 exons. Gene Ontology annotation, molecular function: small GTPase binding. The record is from RefSeq and is a predicted model, not a curated record. Gene Ontology annotation, cellular component: phagocytic cup; endosome. The coding region runs from base 52 to 1584 and encodes 510 amino acids.